ACUUUACCCACCACCCACUCCAUUUGCCUUUCCCCUUGGUCAAUCAGGAGAAGGAUCUCUUUGAUCUCCCCUUAGCUUGUAAGGUUAUGGACCCGAUCGAUCCCUACCGAGUCAUGGAGCCGGGGGCGCUUCAGCUGCCGCUAGAACCAGUGAGAUCCGUCACAGACCUGUCAACACCUUUCAAACCGUCCUCCAACCAGAUUCUGCCCACAGAGAUCCAUGAGACCCCUGUCGAUUCCUUGUUAGUGAACAAGGCUUACUUCUCUGAGAUCAAGUGGCUCAAGCGGAUCAGCAGUGGGGCGACUGGGGUUGUGUACGAGGCGAUCCACCAGCCCUCCGGACGCCGCCACGCCCUGAAAGUGAUCUCCCGCCGUCACCGAGAGGGCUGGGCUCGCUAUCACAUUCUCCCCAAGGCGGAGCCCCUCGGGGAUGGGGACAACAUCCGACACCCAAACGUGGUCAGGUGCCACGGCAUCCAUUACUCUAACAAGCAGAUCCAAGUUCUGUCAGAUUAUGUAGAUGGCGGCACCCUCAAGGGGUUCCACGAACAAGACAACCAAUUCCUCUCAACAUUGACCUUCCAGAUACUCAGGGGCCUUGCCUACCUGCACGAGCGGAAGGUCGUGCACCGUGCUAUAAAGCCCUCAAACUUGUUGGUCGACUUUGAAGGGAACAUCAAGAUUGGUGAUUGGGUCGGGCGGGACCUGGCAAAGACUAUGGAUCCACGGGACGCAUCUGUUGGGACGAUUGCUUACACGAGUCCGGAGAGGAUAGAGACAAGUAUGAAGGGAGGGGAUUGUGACGGAUAUGCAGGGGAUAUAUGGAGUGUUGGUGUUUGUGUAUUGGAAAUUUAUCAGGGGCAGUUUCCAUAUGGUUGCGAGAUGGAACAUGCUCAGUUGAUACUUAAAAUUGCUGAAUCAGAGCCACCACAGGCUCCACCCACUGCCUCCGUGGGGUUUAGGGACUUCAUUGAUUGCUGUUUGCAGAAGGACCCGUCUAAGAGGUGGACUGCUGCUCAGUUGCUGAGGCACCCAUUCAUAUCGCUGCACAACCGUCAGAACCGAGUCAGCACCGAGAUGACUGGACCCUCGAACACAUUAGCUGCCUAUCUGCAGAACCGAGUCAGCACCGAGAUGACUGGACCCCCGAUUGCAUUAGCUGCAGCCGACAUAACUAAGCUUGACCUGAACCCGAGCCCUGGAAGGCUGCAUACCCCCUUAUCUGGAGGCAACAGUCAUGGUGUUCGCCUAGAAGGUCUUCUCCUACAAGCUCGACACCGAUGGCUGAAGCCUGGAGAAAUACUCCAAGUUUUGCAGAAUCAUGAGAAGUACCUCCUCACCCCAGAACCGCCUCACCGUCCUCUAAGUGGAUCUCUGUUUCUCUUUAACAGGAAGAAUCUUCCUUUCUUCCGACGCGAUGGUCAUGAUUGGAGAACAAUGAGUGAUCAAAAGACAGUUAAGGAAGCAUAUCACCCGCAUAAGGUGGGAGAUGGAGAUGUUCUACACAGUUAUUAUGCACAAGGGAAGCAGAACCCAGAUUUUGAGAGGCGCUGCUAUUGGGCUGAUAAUCACAUUGUUCUGGUUCAUUAUGGAUUUGUAAACAAGUGGCGGAGCAAGAAAGAAGAAGAGAAAAAAACACAUCGUGAUCUAAUGCAAACAGAAAGCAGCAAAGGAUUUGGCAAUGGGAUAAAAGAACAUUGUGAACUGGCUACCUUGGAAGUGCCCACAUCCGGCGAUCAGCAAGGUUGGGCCGAGGAAUUUCACAGGGAUGCGGAUUCUAAGAUGAAAUUGAAGUCAGUCAUGAGCGAUCAGGACCAAGGAGAAGACAUCUGCAUGUUAAGUGAAGAUGAGAAUCCCAGGGCAGUGUGGUAUCAAGAAGACAAACUUGAAGUGAUGCAGAUGGAGAGCACUGGAAUAAGUGAGGAUAAACAGAAUCCUGUGGAAAUGAGACCAAAUAGCAGUAUAGGCAUGGAUCAGAUAGAAACCGAUUCAUGUUGCAUAGACUCUGACGCAGAAAAUGCAAUGGAGAUUCAGGCCGGGGGAAAGCACCAAAAGUUCACAGCAUCUGGUAAGUGCCACCAGACUCAAAUCCUGGAGAUCCAAUUGCAGAGCAAUCCAGGUGCUCCCUUAGCGGAGUGGUGCUUGCCAGUCGAGAUGUCAGUUGAUGCUAACAUUGAGGACAUGGUCACAGAACCAUCUAGCCAGAGUGCUCAAAUUGAUGAUGCAUUGUCUUGGGAGUUGUUUUAUCAGAAUGUAGGUGACAUAGUUGAUUCCAUGGAUAUCCAGGCAAUAGCCAAAGAAAUAGUUAGAGCAUGUGGACGUGAUUCUCGCUCACUAACUAUAAUGGCAAGGGCUUUGAGUAAUGUGUCGGACAUUGAAACCUGGGAAUAUGCCGUCGACAGUUUGAGCUUGCAGCAUCCAUCUUGUCUUGAUGAUUCUGAAAAUCUUACAGUGAACGUCUGGAAGUUCAGCAUUGAACUGUUAGAGGAUGAUGUAACAAUAAAUUGCUUGAAGAAUUUUGCUCUGCACAGCAACAGCAAAGAGGUUGCUCGAGCAUCUUUGAUAGACGGUUGGAUCAGGGAAGGUAUGUUGACAACACAUUCUGAGGGUGAAAAAGUCAUCAACAAUCUUCUCGAUGCAAAGCUGCUUGAGUUGUCUGAGAAUGGAGGGCACGUGAAGCUUCUUGAUCUCGGUCAGCGUCUGGUAGAUCCCAUAUUUCAGCCCGGAGAAGGUUGUGAAUUUCUGAUGCAAGGUGGUCUGGGGCUGGUGGAGCCCCCAGAGGUUGGGGAAUGGGAGAGAGCCAAAGAGAUCUGCUUGAUGAAUAAUGAUUUGAAUGAACUGCCGGAGGACCCAAGGUGCCCUUCACUUUCGACUCUGUUCCUGCAAAGAAAUCACAAGCUGAAAAUGAUACCUUCUUCGUUUUUCAGUCACAUGCCUGCUCUAGAAGUUCUGAACCUGUCCAGAACGCGCAUCAAGUCCUUGCCUGACUCACUCUUCCAGCUUGUCAGUCUCAGGAGACUCUUCUUGAAUGAAUGCAUCCUCUUCAGGACGUUAUCUGCGAAAGUCAGUGGGCUCAGGAACCUUGAGGUACUUGACCUCGAAGGGACGAAGCUAAUGGGACUACCAAAGGAAAUCGAGCAACUCAUCAACCUGACUUGCUUGGAAGUCUCAAUUUUGGGAAGCACGAGUCUUAGAUUGUCCAAGGAAGCGUAUCCGUUGAUUCCUUCUGGAGUAGUAUCAUCUCUGUUGCACUUGGAAGAAUUAAAUAUUGACGUGGAUCCUGAUGCUGAAUGGUGGGAUUCUUGUGCAGAAGGUCUGGUUGGUGAAAUCUGCAGCUUGGAAAGGUUGAAUACUCUUAAAUUCUACUUUCCGAAAGUGGAACUGUUGAGGCAGUUCGAUGCAACAACCUUAUCACACUUCAGGCUGAUUGUUGGCAAGCACAUUGGCCGCAUCAUGUCUCGAAUCCCACUUGACAUUGAGUUCGAACUUGAAAGAUGGGACAAGUACUUGAAGUACAUCCUUGGUGAGGGCGUUCCUGAAGAUGUGAAGAAAGUGUUAAGACAAGCAGAUGCAUUUUUCUUGGACCGGCACGCUAAAGUUGAGAAGUUAUCAUACUUCGGGACAGAAAAUAUGGAGCAGCUGAAGUGCUGUGUACUAGGGGAGUGCAAUCAGCUUCAAGUACUAAUGGAUGCAGAUGAUGUCAAUGAAGAAGGCGACAGAACCUGUCUCGGGUCACUUGAAUAUCUGUAUGUGUAUUACAUGAAGAACUUGGUGACCAUAUGGAGGGGUCCAAUGCAGAAGGGGAGUCUAUCUUCUCUGAAGUCUUUGACCUUGAGGACAUGCCCUAAGCUGACCAGCAUUUUUACACUAGAACUGCUCGAUAAUCUCGUCAGCUUGGUGGAGCUCUCAGUUGAGGACUGCCCUGCCAUGGUAAGCUUAGUUAGCUGCACACAUUCAGCUCACAGCGAAACAUCAACCUACUUACCCAUGCUGAAGAAGCUGUCCCUUCAUUACCUGCCCGAACUGAGCUGCAUCUAUAGCGGCCUGCAAGUUGCACCGAGGAUCGAAUGGCUGAGCUUCUUUGACUGCCCGAACCUCAGGUGUCUUGAACUGUCCAUCAAAGAGGUGAAGAGAAUAAGGGGCCAGAGGAACUGGUGGGAAGCCUUGGAGUGGAGCAGAGGUCGACCAGAGAACUUGGACGAUAUUUUUGUCCCUAUUGAUGCAUCUGCAGUUCCCUAGAGGAGCUCUAUCUAUAUGUGUCUGUAUGUCCGUCUGCUGUUAUAAUCUGCUUCAUUAUUGAUGAAACUUGAACGCUGUUGCUUCGGAGAAAACUUCCGUAUCUCUCCUAGUACGCGUCGAGUCCAAUAAAUCAGCUAAAGAAUUGGUUCCUGUACUAUCGAAAGAACGCCUACUUAUUGAGCUGGUAAAUGUUACCACUAGUUAUAGGCUUCAACAAUGUGCGGCCGUACAAUUACAUUGUUCUGUUUUACGGAA
This is a messenger RNA of Punica granatum (pomegranate), 4493 nucleotides long. NCBI's taxonomy places the organism in Eukaryota, Viridiplantae, Streptophyta, Magnoliopsida, Myrtales, Lythraceae. The record is from RefSeq and is a predicted model, not a curated record.